Messenger RNA from Choloepus didactylus (southern two-toed sloth), 1674 nucleotides. RefSeq names its product abhydrolase domain containing 1 (gene ABHD1). Gene Ontology annotation, biological process: medium-chain fatty acid biosynthetic process; medium-chain fatty acid catabolic process. The coding region runs from base 162 to 1379 and encodes 405 amino acids. The transcript is spliced from 10 exons. Lineage: Eukaryota; Metazoa; Chordata; Mammalia; Pilosa; Megalonychidae. The record is from RefSeq and is a predicted model, not a curated record. Gene Ontology annotation, molecular function: acetylesterase activity; monoacylglycerol lipase activity.
CGGGGCUGGGACCCCGAGCCCCGGGCAGAGGGGGCGGGACCUGCCCGGGCGGCCAAUGGCGAGUCCCCGGCGGGGCCCCGCGAGCACCUGCGGGCCGACGGGUCGAGGUCGGGGAGCUGGAGCGAGCCAGCGGCCUGGGAGUGGGGACCCAGCCACAGGAGAUGCUGACCUCAGCCCUGAGCCUCCACAGCGGCACCUGGAUAGAGUCCGUCCCUCUGCUCCUGGGUCUUGGCGCCGUCCUGUACUUGGGCUACUACUGGGCAUGCGUGCCCCAGAGGCCUUGCCUGGUGUCUGGGCCCCAGUUUCUGGCCUUCCUGGAGCAACACUGUCCCGUCACUGUGGAGACAUUCUACCCUACACUGUGGUGUUUUGAGGGGCGGCUACAAACCAUCUUCCGGGUCUUAGUGCAGCCUCGGCCCCUGGUCUCUUACUGGAGUGAAGUCCUCCAAACCCCGGACGGAGGACAGCUCCUGCUAGACUGGGCUGACCAGCAUGGCGGCAGUCAGUGCCCUGACCCUACUACCCAGCCCAUUGUUUUGCUGCUUCCUGGCAUUACAGGCAGCAGCCAGGAGACGUACAUCCUGCACCUUGUUAACCAAGCUCUAAGGGACAGCUACAGGGCAGUCGUAAUCAAUAACCGAGGCUGCCGUGGGGAAAGACUGCUGACUCACAGGACCUUUUGUGCCAGCAACACUGAAGAUCUGGAGAUGGCUGUGAACCACAUAAAGCACCACUACCCCCAAGCUCCACUGCUGGCUGUGGGCAUCUCUCUUGGAGGGAUACUGGUACUGAACUACCUGGCACGGGCUGGGCGGGCUGCGGGGGUGGUGGCAGCACUGACCCUGUCUGCAUGCUGGGAUUUCUUUGAGACGACCCGCUCUCUGGAGACUCCACUCAACUCACUGCUCUUCAAUCAGCGCCUGACUGCCAGCCUUUGCCGCGUUGUGGACCGAAACAGGAGGGUGAUUGAACAGGUGGUGGAUGUAGACUUUGUGCUACAGGCCCGCACAAUCCGCCAGUUUGAUGAGCGCUACACAGCCGUGGCCUUUGGAUAUCAAGACUGUGUGGCCUAUUACCAAGCAGCGAGCCCAAGAACCAAGGUGGAUGCCAUCCAGGUCCCUGUGCUGUGCCUCAAUGCCACAGACGACCCCUUCUCCCCAGCCCACGCCUUUCCUCUCCAGGCUGCCCAGCACUCUCCCCACGUGGCACUGCUCAUCACUGCCCGGGGUGGCCACGUUGGCUUCCUGGAAGGGCUGCUCCCCUGGCAGCACUGCUAUAUGAGCCACCUCCUGCAUCAGUAUGCCAGAGCCAUCUUCCAGCACCCAGAGGAGCUACUCAGCCUCAGGGCUCUCCCACCUUCUGAAGGAGACAAAAGCUGACAGGAACACUGUUUGGGGCCUUAGGGCUAGAAAGAGGAUUCCUCACCUGCCUUCUCUGCCUUCUUGUCGCCCUUCUGUUGGUGGGUCUGGAAGCGCAGGAGCUGACAAUGGGCAUCCUGCCCUGCAGCAAGGAUGUCACCAGCCAGUGCCAAGUUCAUGGUGGCCCGUGUCUCCGUGUCAUGGGAGUGUAGCAAGGAGGCGCUCAGGCGCCCAUUAAUCUGCUCAAGCUGCAGAAAGUGCUGUGGGAGAGGGAACUAGGAUGAGCAAAGUUCAGAGUAACCACAGAGCAGAGUUC